Messenger RNA from Aspergillus aculeatinus CBS 121060, 1491 nucleotides. RefSeq lists its product as uncharacterized. The coding region runs from base 1 to 1491 and encodes 496 amino acids. The record is from RefSeq and is a predicted model, not a curated record. NCBI's taxonomy places the organism in Eukaryota, Fungi, Ascomycota, Eurotiomycetes, Eurotiales, Aspergillaceae. The transcript has 2 exons.
AUGCUUUUUGGGCAUCGUCAAGUCCCAACUUUUCCGACCGAUCGAAUCAUCCCUCUACGCGUCUGGGAUGACAUUCCACACUUGCGCUCAUUGGUUCAUGACUGUACCUUUGGCUUCGACGAUGUGCUCGAUAUCACGAAGCUACGUGAAGCACUACAUACUCUGCUUCAGAUAGGUAACUGGAGACAGCUGGGGGCGCGGUUGAGGUUGAACUCAGAAGGAAAACUUGAAUACCAUAUCCCAGCCCAGUACGACGAUACCCGAUCAGCAUUCAUCUUCACGACAACAAAGCAUACCUCGAGUAUCAAUGAUCACCCACUGGGGUCUCGUCUCCCACGAACAUCAUCAUCCAAGGCACCCUUCUUGGCCCCAUGCGCGGCCGAAUUCAGUCCCUUAGUGUGUGGCCAUGGCUCUCCCCAAGUCCUGAGGGAUUGGAUUUCGUCCGAUCUACCGCAGCUCAGAAUUCAUGUGGUCCUGUUUGAUGAUUCGACCCUGUUGACAAUCACACACCCGCAUACGCUGAUGGACGCGGUAGGGCGCUCAACAUUCCUGCGAGCCUGGACAGCCGUCCUGCGCGGCCAACUUGGGGAAGUUCCACCCUUCCGAGACCUGUCCGAGGACCCGCUGGCUUCGCUCGGUGUGGAAGUUCCAGGACCAAGCUACAUCCAUGCCGACCGGGUCCUUCAGGGACUUGGGAUCGUCGGAUUUGGAAUCCGCUAUUUGUUCGACAUGUGGUUCCACCGUCAACAAGAUCACCUUUUCCUCAUCCCUGGCCGCUUGGUGGACCGAAUGCGACAGGAGGUGCUGCAGGAAAUUCCCUCCUCCGAUGGCACGGCAUUUUCCUAUCUCAGCGAGAGUGAUGUGUUGCUUUCUUGGUGGCUGAAAAGUGUGACUCGGGCAUUGGACCUGUCACCGGAUCAAACUAUCAUGUCGAUGAACAUGUUCGAGAUUCGGGAUUUGUUCCGCGACUGGUUCCCGACCGGGAGCGCUUACAUCGGCAACGCCAUUUUCCCUUGCUACACCCUGCUUUCUGUGCCGGAGAUCAUGGGGGGCAGUCUAGGGACAUUGGCGCAAGCGAAUCGUCGCGCGCUGAGUCGCCACCGGACCAAGGAGCAGGUGCAUGCCUUGGCGGCCCUCCAAAGUCGCUCGCUGUUGAAGACAAUCCCGCUCGUCGGCGAGUCAAAUCUGGUGUUUAUGGCCUGCACUAACCAUCACAAAGCCCGGUUCUUUGAGCUGGAUUUUUCCGCGGCCGUGGUCCAACCAGGGGUUCCCUUGUCAAAACGAGCCAACCAGUUGGGGCGACCCUCGUAUAUAGGUUAUGCGGAACACACUGAUGGGUACUACUCAACGAGGAAUCUGCUGCGCGUGAUAGGGAAAGACGCCGUGGGCAACUGGUGGCUUUCAUGCACUCUACGAGAGGGGGCCUGGGAGAAAAUUGUCGGACUGUUGAAUUCUGCUUUGAUGGAAAUCGACAAGACCUUGGAAACCUGA